Rotaria socialis is the source of this 360-nucleotide messenger RNA. Lineage: Eukaryota; Metazoa; Rotifera; Eurotatoria; Philodinida; Philodinidae. The record is from the annotation of a GenBank genome assembly.
AUGCGAAAAAUUAUUGAAGACAUUAUUUUAAGUGAACGAUACUCGUUGAAUGUUGCUUUGAUUGUAUAUCGCAAUCAUCCUCCUCAAGAGCAUACUUUUGCCAUUCAAUUGAAUGAUUUUACAGGUGGUGACGAAACAGCAAAAACGAAUGUUACUUCAUCUGUUCCUCGUUCAGGUAAUCCAUCAGGACAUGACCUAAUCGAGUGUGCUGCUCUACUUGCUGAACGUAGUAUAACUUUGUAUAAGGUUGGUUGUGAACCAACAGUCAAACCUUAUCGUAAUAUUUUUAUGCCGCUUGCUUUUAAAACCGGUGGUCAAUAUAUACCAUUGAAUAAUGCCGGAAAUUUAUCAUCGAGAUAA